Messenger RNA from Miscanthus lutarioriparius, 861 nucleotides. The record is from the annotation of a GenBank genome assembly. NCBI's taxonomy places the organism in Eukaryota, Viridiplantae, Streptophyta, Magnoliopsida, Poales, Poaceae.
AUGCUGCACCUUCGACAUCAUCUCCUGUCCUCCAUCCGCGCGGCGUUCCCUCGCCACCGCUGCCUCCUCUCUACCGCCACCACCGCCACUUCUCCCUCCCGUUUCGUCGUUGAGGAAUACCUGGUCACCACCUGCGGGCUCACCCCAGCGCAAUCGGGCAGGGCCUCCAAGGGGCUCACCCACCUGAAGUCUCCGGUUAAACCCGACUCCGCCCUCGCCUUUCUCACAGGCGUCAGCCUCGCCAAAGACGACAUCGCCGCCAGAAUCGUCAGGUACCCGAGGCUCAUCUGCUACAAGGUGGACAAAACCCUAACCCCUCGCUUCGCUCAGCUCAUCAGCAUUGGGCUAUCCCCUCCCCAAAUCUCCCGCCUCAUUGCCAUCGUCCCCAACAUCUUCGUGGCUCCCAAAAUGAUUCCCCGCCUCCAGUUCUAUCUCUCCUUCUUGGGUUGCUUCGAUUUGCUGCACUCCGCCAUCAAGAUCAAUCCGAUCCUCCUCGGUUGGAACCUUGAGGAUGUGCCCGAGGAUGUUAGGGAAAUGGUGGCAUGUGCUAAGAAGCUUGGUGUGCCGCGCAAUACAAGGAUGUUCAAGAGCACCAUGUGUGAUGUCCGUUGUGUUGGUCCCAACUCCAUUGGUGCAAAAAUGGAUGUCAUGAAGGCGACUCUUGGAUGCUCCGAGGCGGAGCUGGCCAUUAUGAAGUUUAUUGAUCCUUACAACAAGAGUAUUGUAGGGCUUGUAGAUGCUUAUGCUACUGCUUGUGCUGGGAAAAUGCCUCAUGAAGAUGAGGUGCAUUCGCAGCAGCAUGCUAGGGAUACUGAGAAGCAAAGGCUAAAGAUAGUCGGUCCAGGUCUUCUCUGCCUAUAA